Molecule: messenger RNA, 2222 nt
Organism: Hyla sarda
Lineage: Eukaryota; Metazoa; Chordata; Amphibia; Anura; Hylidae
Exons: 8
Coding region: 1-2127 (708 amino acids)
Source: RefSeq, a predicted model, not a curated record
AUGGAAUCUCUCCGUUCGGUCGUGGCCUCCAUGGAUCAAGGAGAGUUUCUUUCCUCCACAUUCCAAUUUUUCCAGGACAUCAGCGUCGAGAGGUGUCUCGGUGAUCCCAUACCUGGACAACCUCCUGAUCAAGGCUCCAACCAGAACCCAGAAUCGGGAGAGCCUCAGUCUCACCCUUCAAACCUUGUCCUGUUUCAGUUGGAUGGUCAAUCAGGACAAGUCCAACCUAUCUCUCACUCAGUCUCUAAUUUUUCUGGGACUCCAACUCGACACUGCGUCUGCCUGGAGAAUCAGCUGGACCUUUUUGUCAGGAGUUCGGAUGCUUCUGAUGCCGAUCUUCUGCCGACCCAGGGUCCUGAGGAAGCUCAAUUUACUGUCACUGCACUUGACGGCAUGGUUGAGACCAUGGUUUUGAGUGCUCGGGGUUUCUCUCCCCAGUCGGCUGGAACAACAUUUAACUCUCAGUUCCCUUAUGGCUGCUCAUUGCCUCUUCUGCUCCAGCUUCAGAGCACCUACAGCCUGUUUUUCAACUCCAGCCUACUUCUCAGUUCCAGCAGCGGGACACAAGACCCGGGGGAAGUAGCGGAUGACGGGUUGGAAUCCACCUCGGAUCAUGAGGACCACUCUGCAGUGUCUGAUAUGGUGGACAGGUUGGUGUCAGCCAUCAGAGACACUUUCCAUCUGGAGGACCCAAAAUCUUUAGAUCCUGAUCCGGAAGUUUCCUUUGGCUGCUCUCGGCGUUCUUCCAAGGGUUUCAUUUCACAUGCAGAAUUUGACACCUUGUUGGACGCAGCUUGGAAGCAUCCAGACAAACAAUUCCGGGGAACCAAGAAGAUUCAAGCUCAGUUUCCCUUUCCUCCGGACCUGGUUUCCAAGUGGACAGCACCACCUACAGUUGAUCCUCCGGUUUCUCGCCUGUCCAAAUCUACUACUCUGCCUCUAGUGGACGCAGCAUCACUUAAGGAUCCUGCGGACAUAAAGAUUGAGAACUUUGCGGAUCCGUUCUGCCAUCUUGGAAUCAGACUGAAACCGACAGCAGAUCGGGGAGGAGAGGGAGAGGGAUCGUCCGUACAGGGAGAGAAAAGACUGCAAGCAGACAGCAGCACAUGCACGUCACCGGGGAGAAACGAAACUACAAGAAACACUCAUCACAAGCCUAUAAGAGACUGGAGAGACUGCAAACCACACCAGAUAGAGACUGCAACCCACAGCAGAUCACAGAGAGACUGCAAACCACAGCAGAUCACAGAGAGACUGCAAACCACAACCGAUCACAGAGAGAGACUGCAACCCACAACAGAUCACAGAGAGAGACUGCAACCCACAGCAGAUCACAGAGAGACUGCAAACCACAGCAGAUCACAGAGAGACUGCAAACCACAGCAGAUCACAGAGAGAGACUGCAACCCACAACAGAUCACAGAGAGACUGCAACCCACAGCAGAUCACAGAGAGACUGCAAACCACAGCAGAUCACAGAGAGACUGCAAACCACAGCAGAUCGGAGAGGAGAGGGAGAGGGAUCGUCCGUACAGGGAGAGAAAAGACUGCAAGCAGACAGCAGCACAUGCACGUCACCGGGAGAAACGAAACUACAAGAAACACUCAUCACAAGCCUAUAAGAGACUAGAGAGACUGCAAACCACACCAGAUAGAGACUGCAACCCACAGCAGAUCACAGAGAGACUGCAACCCACAGCAGUUCACAGAGAGACUGCAAACCACAGCAGAUCACAGAGAGACUGCAACCCACAACAGAUCACAGAGAGAGACUGCAACCCACAGCAGAUCACAGAGAGACUGCAACCCACAGCAGAUCACAGAGAGAGACUGCAACCCACAACAGAUCACAGAGAGAGACUGCAACCCACAGCAGAUCACAGAGAGAGACUGCAACCCACAGCAGAUCACAGAGAGACUGCAACCCACAGCAGAUCACAGAGAGACUUCAACCCACAGCAGAUCACAGAGAGACUGCAACCCACAGCAGAUCACAGAGAGAGACUGCAACCCACAGCAGAUCACAGAGAGACUGCAACCCACAGCAGAUCACAGAGAGACUGCAACACAGUGCAGAUCACAGAGAGAGAGAGAGAGAGAGACUGCAAUCUACAGGAGGUCAGAUAGACUGCAAAACACUGCCGAUCAUAGAGAGACUAGCAAGCCACAGCAGAUGAGAGAGAGGAGAAAGAGACUGCAACCUUGAGCAACAGACAUGACAC